Molecule: messenger RNA, 437 nt
Organism: Mesocricetus auratus (golden hamster)
Lineage: Eukaryota; Metazoa; Chordata; Mammalia; Rodentia; Cricetidae
Gene: Atp5f1e
Product: ATP synthase F1 subunit epsilon
Exons: 3
Coding region: 124-279 (51 amino acids)
Biological process (GO): proton motive force-driven mitochondrial ATP synthesis
Cellular component (GO): mitochondrial inner membrane
Molecular function (GO): proton-transporting ATP synthase activity, rotational mechanism
Source: RefSeq, a predicted model, not a curated record
CAGGUCCGCGCGCCCCACCCCUUCCGCUACUCUGUCGGCCUGACCUUCCUGCAACCGGUGCCUGCUGAGGCGACUCCGAAGCGACCCAGCGGUUCUGCGCGACCCUCCCCCUCUCGCGACACCAUGGUGGCGUACUGGCGGCAGGCCGGACUCAGCUACAUCCGGUUCUCCCAGAUCUGUGCAAAAGCAGUGCGGGACGCCCUGAAGACCGAGUUCAAGGCGAACGCCGAGAAAACUUCAGGCAGCAGCGUGAAGAUCGUGAAGGUGAAGAAGGAGUAGUCGACCCUGACUGAAGCACGAACUGCUGAGCCUUCACGGUGACGGUGUGGGUCCCUAUUACGCUAUGGCAGAUGGAAGCCAACCUCGCCUCCUGGGCUUAAGACCACCUGUGUUGCUGAUAAUUUGACUAUGCCAAUAAAUUGACGUGCUUCACUCUC